AUGUUACGCAACGGGUCGCAAAAGCGAAGCGACCCCGCGACCUCUUCUAGAUCUGGCAAAAUGGCGGAACGAAAUGAUACUUUGCUUAGCUCUACGUCUAGCGCCACUCAUGAAGGAACCGAGUUUUUUUCUGCGAGAUCUGAUAGCCUAGUGGAGAUUCCUCCUUGGAGACAAUCUAGGCCAUCAAAAUCAUCCUCAUCAUUACAUCAGAGUUUAAAAUCCACAAUACCAGCCCGUAUUGGGAGUUUGCGUGGUGGACAAUCAUUUGGCGAAAAACUGGCGGAAGCAUUUAAAAAGAGACAAGAAGAAGGUCUUCAAAAACGAUCUCUUUCUGUGUAUCCAUCUAAAACAAAGAGCCGAAAUAUGCAGAAUCAUGGGGGAAAGGAACUUCCAAGAAUAAACCCUUCUAGGAAAAAUGUUAGACCAAAGGCAGUUAUCCCUGCAGAUGCUGAGAUUUUUGUCAUUAGCGAUAGUGAUAGCGAAGAUGAAAAAGAAAAGGAAAAGGAAAAAGAAAUAGAAAAAGAAAAAGAAAAAGAAAAGGAAAAGGAAAAAGAAACCAGAUACCAAACAAGUUAUGCCAAUGUUAAGUUUGGUGAUAAUGUUUACAAUAGUACUAACCGUUCAGAUCAACAUAAAGAUAAGAAGGAUGAAACUGAAAUUGAAGAUGAUGAUGAUGAUGAAGAUGAAGAUGAAGAUGAAAAUGAAAAUGAAAAUGAAAAUGAAAAUGAGGACGAGGAUGAAGAUGAAGAUGAAGAUGAAUAUGAAGAUGAUGAUGAAUAUGAAGGUUAUAAUAAACAUGAUUAUGAUAGAAAUGAAUAUGACAUAUCCUACAAAGAGUAUGACGAUGAAGCUGAAGACUAUAAAAAACUUGAUAAUGACAUAUAUAACGACGGAAAAAGUGAUCCAGAAGACGAGGAAGAUCAAGAGACUGAAGAAAGAUCUGUUACAGAGUCUCCAAACGAAUUAGAAGAUGAUUCAUCCAUUGAAAUUAUAGAGAUUAGUGACGAUGAAGAUGAACCGCCCAUUAAUAACAAGCCCAAUCCACAGUCAUCCUCUUUGCCACCGUCCUCCGGCUUUCAAGAAACUUCACGCCCUUUCAUUCAGCAAAAUCCUCAACACACUAAUUAUGUAUCUCCCACUCCAGAACCAAUUUACUUGGGGACAAAAAUACAUCAUUCAAAACCUUUUACAGAAUCUCAACCUUCUAAAAAGCCCAAACUCGAGCAACACUAUAAUCCACAAGUUGUUACCCCUAUGAUUACUGGAGAAUAUAUUGCAAACAUUGCAGCCGCUCACGCACAAGCUACUGCUAUUCGAAAUUACAAUGCUGAUCAAUCUUCAUCACAAUUUUGGCGUGAAAUAUAUCCCAAACUCACAAUCAAUCAACAGAGCGAUGCUCGAGCGCUGAUACAACUUGAGUGCGAUCGCAUUAACGCAUUUCAAGCUCGUACUGUUAAAGUCCAAAGAAAAAUCAAAGCUCUUUUCCCAAAACUUAAAGCGUCAAAGACUACUGAAGAAACGGGGUUUCUUUCCGGUCAACUUGUAUCUUACCAAGCCAUUAGUGAUAAAUACCAUUCUACUGUUAAGUUACUUUUUGUUCGGCGUAAUGCGGCAUUUGUAAAGCCUUUAAACUACAAGGAAGAGCUUGAGAAAGUUAGCAAAGAAGUUGCAAUUGUUGAGCGUGAUGCUAAAAUUUUGGAAGAUAAUUUGGAACAGUUUAUAGCAAAAGGGCCAGUUAAAGCUGAUUAUUCUCAGAUUCUGCAACGGGCAAUACACCCACAAAGUCAAGUAUUAUUAACUUCACAACAACAUCAGCAACAGCAACAGCAACAGCAAAUACGGCCUCAAUUGUUUAGCAAUUUACAAAACCAACCUUUAUAUCAAUCUAUGCAACAAAGUCUUAUUCAGAACCAACAAGGUCAACAAGGUCAACAAGCCAAUAUUAAGGAAGAAAUAUCUAAAAAGUUCGCAUCUUAUAUCCAUAAUUAUAUGCAAAAUAAGGAUUCCAAAAAUAUAUCAUCACCAACCACUGGACCAUCAUCAUCCUCCCCUACCCUAUUUCCAGUUAAUAAUAGUACGAACAUAACACCGAAAGCUGAAGCAUCACCCAACACAAAAGAAGAAAUUGAAAACCUGAUUCACAGUAUUACUCCUGAAAAUGAAAUUGUGGAAAUCCCAGAAAAUAUUGGCCGCAUAGAUAAGUUAGAGUCCAAACUCCGUGAUCAUCAGAAAUUGGCUCUUAAAUGGUUGCUGGAAAAAGAAAAUUCAUCUCACCAUGGUGGAAUUCUGGCAGAUGAUAUGGGUUUAGGUAAAACUCUUGAAAUGAUAUCCCUUAUUGUGUCUAAUCCACCCAAAGAUCCCUUAUACAAAACAAACUUGAUUAUUACCCCAGUUGCCGUUUUGAAUCAAUGGGCAUUUGAAAUUAAAAAGCACGUCAAAUCUGCAUAUCGUCUCAAGGUGUUUGUCUAUCAUGGCACUUCAAAAAAGUUAUCUUUUGAAGAGCUUUCUCUAUAUGAUGUUGUCAUUACAUCUUAUGGGAAAAUUAUGAAUCAACACAAAAAUCAUUUUGUUCGCAAAGAGAAAGAGAAAAAGAAACAAUCCCCAUAUAUGAACUCGUUUUGGAACAAAAAUUUCCGAGAUGAAGAUGAAGAUGAUGAUUUAUAUUUGCCAGUGGGUAAUUCACCCUUUUAUCAAAACUCUUCUAUUUGGCAUCGUAUUAUUUUAGACGAAGCUCAUGCAAUCAAGAAUCGCAAAGCUAUUACCUCUGUUGCUUGCAAAGCACUUAAAGCUAAAUAUAGAUGGUGCUUAAGUGGUACACCCAUGCAGAAUACCGUGAUUGAGUUUCAAAGUCUUUUGGGGUUUGUCCGCAUUAAACCUUUUGAUGAUUACAAAACAUUUAUGGAAGAAAUUGGGAAGAAAUUGCAGCGUGAUAGUGGAAGUUAUGACCCAGGUGCCAUUAAAAAGUUACAGGCCGUUAUCAAGUCUGUUCUUUUGCGACGUACAAAGGCAACCAAAAUCAAUGGUCGACCUAUUUUAGAGCUACCUCCUAAAAAUAUCAUUGUCUCAUCCAUUGAAAUGGACACUGAUGAGCGCGAGUAUUAUUCAUUUUUGGAAGAAAGUGCGCGGAAAACAGUUACUGAUCUCAUGGAUCAAAACGCUAUUAGCAAUAAUAUGAGUCAGAUCUUCGUGCUGCUAUUACGCCUGAGACAAGCUAGCUGUCAUGUCAAAAUUGUGGAGAAGGCAUAUCUUGAGAAAAAGAUGAAGAUGAGUGAAUCGCUGGUCGAUGAUAAGGCAGUUGCUGUUGUACGACGCCUGAAUCCCAGCGUUGUUGCACGGGUUUUGCAACAAAAUUUUUACCCAUGUUCCAAGUGUACUGAGGUGCUUGAUCAAGAAGAAAUGGUGAUGGCUGCACCAUGUGGGCAUGUUGUAUGCUUGGACUGUUUGCAGGAGGUUUUUGAAGCUGAUGCAUUAUCGAACGCAUCAAGCAAUAUUUGUCCAUGUCCCCAAUCCGGAUGCCAGGCUCGAUGGUUACGCCGUAACUGUUUUGGUCUUGUUGUUUUUCAAUGGGUACAUGUGCACAAACUUGGUCUGCCACAAAUUGAAUAUUGUCGGCGCUCGUUUUUGUAUCCAACUGAGAGAAAUGAAGCACAAGAGUCAUCUUCUGCAGAAGAAGAAGGGCCUCCUGAGGAUAAGAAAAAGAAUUUACUCAAGGCUGACCCAGAUGCUAACAAAAAGGCAAACUCUCAUACACAUGAAGGUGACUUCAAAACAAAAACAAAUACCCAGCUUCCACCUCGAAGUCUGGCCGCCAAUAGCAAGUAUGCGAGGUCUGGGCCUAUGGUUGGCCCACCGGUUGAGUUUUCGCGGCUUUGGAAAAAGGUAUUCCCACGAGGAUGGGUUGCGUCGACCAAGGUACAGCACUGUUUAUCACUGAUUGCGCAGAUUCGCAAGAUGCAUCCGGGAGAAAAGAUUCUUGUGUUUUCGAACUUUUUAGGAACCUUGGACUGUGUGGAGAUGGGUAUUGGAUAUGAUCUACCUGGGCUACGGUACGCAAGAUAUGACGGAUCUAUGGCUACGGAGCAGCGGCUAAUGGUGAUUGAUGAGUUCAUGCAUGGGGAUCAAUAUGAAGUGUUACUGAUGAGUAUCAAGGCUGGCAACGUUGGUUUGAAUUUGGUUGCGGCAAGCCAUGUAGUUAUUAUGGAUCCAUUUUGGAACCCGUUUAUCGAGGAUCAGGCCAUGGACCGUGCACAUAGAUUUGGUCAAACACGUACCGUAUAUGUGUACCGCAUCUACAUCAAGCAGACAGUUGAAGACCGCAUUUUGACGCUCCAAAAGGAGAAGAAGGAUUUAGUCAAUGCUGCUCUAGAUGAGGGAGAGAUUAGCAAAAUGUCGCGGCUGGACCGCAACGAGUUGCUGUUUCUUUUUGGUGUUGGUUCCCGAAACCGAUAG
Molecule: messenger RNA, 4449 nt
Organism: Magnusiomyces paraingens
Lineage: Eukaryota; Fungi; Ascomycota; Dipodascomycetes; Dipodascales; Dipodascaceae
Exons: 2
Coding region: 1-4449 (1482 amino acids)
Cellular component (GO): cytoplasm
Molecular function (GO): ATP binding; ATP-dependent chromatin remodeler activity
Source: RefSeq, a predicted model, not a curated record